CCGCGGGCUCGGAGCGGCUGCCUGGGCUCCCGGCCCCGCCCGCCCGGCCGCCCCGGCCCCGCCGCCGCCGCACCUGCCCCGCGCAGCCCCGGGCCCGCCGCCGCCAUGGCGGACCCCGCCGAGUGCAGCAUCAAGGUGAUGUGCCGCUUCCGGCCCCUCAACGAGGCCGAGAUCCUGCGCGGCGACAAAUUCAUCCCCAAAUUCAAGGGCGACGAGACCGUGGUCAUCGGGCAAGGGAAGCCCUACGUGUUUGACAGGGUGUUACCUCCCAACACAACCCAGGAACAAGUUUAUAAUGCCUGUGCCAAGCAGAUUGUCAAAGAUGUUCUGGAAGGCUACAACGGCACCAUCUUUGCCUACGGACAGACCUCGUCAGGGAAAACCCACACCAUGGAGGGGAAGCUCCACGACCCUCAGCUGAUGGGAAUCAUCCCCAGGAUCGCCCACGACAUCUUCGACCACAUCUACUCCAUGGAUGAGAACCUGGAGUUCCACAUCAAGGUUUCCUACUUUGAGAUAUAUUUGGACAAAAUAAGGGACCUGCUUGAUGUGUCAAAGACAAACCUCGCUGUACAUGAAGAUAAAAACAGAGUCCCCUAUGUCAAGGGCUGCACAGAGAGGUUUGUGUCCAGCCCCGAGGAAGUUCUGGAUGUCAUCGACGAGGGGAAGGCCAACAGGCACGUGGCUGUGACAAACAUGAACGAGCACAGCUCGAGGAGCCACAGCAUCUUCCUCAUCAACAUCAAACAGGAGAACGUGGAGACGGAGAAGAAGCUCAGUGGGAAGCUCUACCUGGUGGACUUGGCUGGCAGUGAGAAGGUCAGCAAAACUGGAGCAGAGGGGGCAGUUCUGGAUGAAGCUAAAAAUAUCAAUAAGUCUCUGUCUGCUCUGGGCAAUGUGAUCUCGGCCUUGGCAGAGGGAACUAAAACCCACGUUCCCUACCGAGACAGCAAAAUGACCAGGAUCCUGCAGGAUUCCCUGGGGGGGAACUGCAGGACCACCAUCGUCAUCUGCUGCUCCCCCUCCGUCUUCAACGAGGCCGAGACCAAAUCCACCCUGAUGUUUGGCCAGAGGGCCAAGACCAUCAAGAACACGGUGUCUGUGAACCUGGAGCUGACAGCAGAGGAGUGGAAGAAGAAGUACGAGAAGGAGAAGGACAAAAACAAGAGUUUAAAGAAUGUUAUCCAGCACCUGGAGCUGGAGCUGAACAGGUGGAGGAAUGGAGAAGCCGUGCCCGAGGAGGAGCAGAUCAGUGCCAAGGACCAGAAGAACCUGGAGCCUUGUGAUAACACCCCAAUCAUUGAUAACAUCACCCCCGUGGUCGCCAGCAUCUCCACGGAGGAGAAGCAGAAAUACGAUGAGGAGAUCGCCAGUCUCUACAGGCAGCUGGAUGAUAAGGAUGAUGAAAUCAACCAACAGAGCCAGCUGGCUGAAAAAUUAAAGCAGCAAAUGUUGGAUCAAGAGGAGCUUUUGGCCUCCACGAGGAGGGAUUAUGAGAAGAUCCAGGAGGAGCUGACCCGACUCCAGAUCGAGAACGAGGCGGCCAAGGAUGAAGUGAAGGAGGUGCUCCAAGCCCUGGAAGAGCUGGCUGUCAAUUAUGACCAGAAAUCCCAGGAGGUGGAGGACAAAACCAGGACCAACGAGCAGCUGGCAGAUGAGCUGGCCCAGAAGAGUAGUGCCCUGACAGCGACCCAGAGGGAGCUGGGCCAGCUGCAGGAGCUCAGCAACCACCAGAAGAAGAGAGCCACAGAAAUCCUGAACCUGCUGCUGAAGGACCUGGGGGAGAUCGGGGGAAUCAUCGGCACCAACGACGUGAAAACUUUGGCAGAUGUGAACGGCGUGAUCGAGGAGGAGUUCACCAUGGCCCGGCUCUACAUCAGCAAGAUGAAGUCGGAGGUGAAGUCGCUGGUGAACCGCAGCAAGCAGCUGGAGAGCGCCCAGAUGGACUCCAACAGGAAGAUGAACGCCAGCGAGAGGGAGCUGGCGGCCUGCCAGCUCCUCAUCUCCCAGCACGAAGCAAAGAUCAAGUCCCUGACAGACUACAUGCAGAACAUGGAGCAGAAGAGGAGGCAGCUGGAGGAGUCCCAGGACUCCCUCAACGAGGAGCUGGCCAAGUUACGCGCUCAAGAAAAAAUGCACGAAGUCAGCUUCAAGGACAAGGAGAAGGAGCACCUGACACGACUCCAGGAUGCUGAGGAGAUGAAGAAGGCUCUGGAGCAGCAGAUGGAGAGCCACAGGGAAGCCCACCAGAAGCAGCUGUCCAGGCUGAGGGAUGAGAUCGAAGAGAAGCAGAAAAUAAUCGACGAAAUCAGGGACAUGAACCAGAAGCUGCAGCUGGAACAGGAGAAGCUGAGUGCUGAUUAUGAUAAAUUAAAAAUUGAGGACCAGGAAAGAGAAAUGAAACUGGAAAAGCUCAUACUCCUUAAUGAUAAAAGGGAACAAGCAAGAGAAGACCUUAAAGGGCUGGAGGAAACAGUGGCAAGGGAGCUCCAGACUCUUCACAAUCUGCGCAAGCUGUUUGUCCAGGAUCUUACCACCCGUGUUAAAAAAAGUGUUGAACUGGAUAGUGAUGAUGGAGGUGGAAGCGCGGCGCAGAAGCAGAAAAUUUCCUUUCUUGAGAACAACCUGGAACAACUUACAAAGGUUCACAAACAGCUGGUACGUGAUAAUGCAGAUCUUCGUUGCGAGCUUCCUAAGCUGGAGAAACGCCUUCGAGCUACGGCAGAGAGAGUUAAGGCCCUGGAGAGUGCACUGAAGGAGGCCAAGGAAAACGCCAUGCGCGACCGCAAGCGCUACCAGCAGGAGGUGGAUCGCAUUAAGGAGGCCGUGAGAGCCAAAAACAUGGCCCGGAGAGCACACUCUGCCCAAAUUGCCAAGCCCAUCCGCCCUGGUCACUACCCAGCGUCCUCUCCGACGGCCGUCCACGCCAUCCGAGGGGGAGGGAUGUCCAACUCCAGCUACUACCACAACACCAAAUAAACGAGAGGUCAGUUCCACUUAGCAUGUUAAGGACUGUCAUUAAGUCACAUUAGUUUCUUUUUUGCCCCUCUCCAACCCGGCCCACGUCCUGCCCAUCCUGCGCUUCCCACGGCCGGCGGCGACGCCCCGCUCCAGGUACUCCGAGCUUCGUAGGAUCUCCACGUGUACAGAAGUGUCCAGCUCAGCUCCUCCAGAUCCUUGUACAGUGUCUGGAACAUCCCCACCUCAGUAAGGAUGAUAGGGAGUCUGCCACUCCGAAUUCCACCACCCCUUGGCGCUGCUUAGGUUGGGGCUUCUCCACUCAGAGUGAUGCUUUUGUUUUUUUUUUUUUUCCGAGUCCUCCGUUGGCAUCGGUAAUUCCCGACUUCUGGCAUCAAGGAAUUAAUUACUCAAUGACCAAGUGCCAUCAAAGGCAGGUGAUUGUGCUCUGUCAUGACUGAUUUCCUGUAUAAUAUACAUAUUAUUUUAUAUUUUUAGGGGAUGAAAAUGUGCUGCUAUGUGGUUUAAUUUUACUGCUUAACAUUUUCAGAAGGAAAUUUCCCCAAAGAACCAUUUGUAAUAUCCUGAUUAAAAAAAAAAAAAUCUUUGGACUGUAUAAAAUAACCUUUAUUGCAGUACCUGGUAAAGAACAAAUGGGAUGCAGAGAAAUCUGUUAGUAUAGACGUAGGGUUUGAAGUUUGGUAGUUCCAUGAAUUUAUCUGUGUGACCUGUUUCAAAAUUCAGCUCCUAUUCCCUUGUAGUUCUCCCUGCAGUGGUGGGUUUUCCUGGAGUGGGACGGCUUAGCCACGUGUUUGUAAGAGAUGUUCCCUAGGAGUUUUUGAAGGAUUUCAGAAUGCUGUGGAAAUCUUGCCUUGGAAAAUCUGACCAGCAUCUCCCCCCUCCUCCUUUCCCCAGACAAGCCCUGAUCUGUUCACACCGGAAUUCAGAUCCCAGAGGGAACAGUCCCCUACCAGAACAAAGGAAAAUAAAAUCCCCCAAACCCUUCCUUAGAAAAAAUCCUAAAGGAGGUGAGAGUUGUACACUCGAACUGUCCUUUGCAGAACAAAUUUGGGAAUUUUUUUUGCUGGGAUGUGAGGAGCACGUUUCCAGGGGAAGGGAAUGUCUUUCUAAGCCAUUAUAUCCACACAUCCUGUGGAAGGUCCAGAGGGAAGGAAAAGCCUUCCCUGGAUCUCUCAGACAGCAAAUUUCCAUCUUCCCAGCAAGGGGGCACUGGAAUUGCUGUGGGAAGGUUCUGCUGGCAGGCAGAAGGUGCUGCUCCUCCUCUUCCUCCUCCUCCUCCUCCUCCUCCUCCUCCUCCUCCUCCUCCUCCUCCUCCUCCUCCUCCUCCUCCUCCUCCUGCCUCCCUCCCCAUCUCCUGGGGCAGGUGGGACUCCAGGAAGCCGGGAUUCCAGGAAGGCUCCAGGAAGCUGGAAUUCCAGGAAAGCUCCAGCCGAGCAUAGCCCUCUGGUCUUCUUUUGCAGACGUUUGCUCUUUUUUAAUUUGAGACUGAUUGGGAUUGUUUUUUUAAUUUCUGAAUGUGUAGGUGUAGAACUCUUCAGUUCCUUAGAGCGUUUUGGAAGAUUGUGAGUUGACUUUAGGUAUUUUUUUCUACUGAAAUUAGGGUGUUGCAAAGUAAGUUAAACUUAAUUUAACUGGUUUUUGUUUUUUGUUUUUUGAGGUGUGUUUUUUUUUAAUGUUGCACUAUUUUGGGGGAGCAUUUUGCUAAACAUAUUUAAUGAAGUUGCAGAUUUGCAUGUAUUUAAUUUAUUUUGUAUUUUCCGAAGUUUUAUAUUUUCUUUCGUUACGUGCAUGUGCACUGCCAGAAGAAUGAACUGUGAACUUGCCAUAUGCAAUCUUUAAUAAAAUCACUAACUCAGAACUCCUCUGUGCUAUCUUACCAGCUGGUCAGAGCUGAGCUUUCUACUAGGAAUUAAUAAUCCUCUUGUUUUGGUUCUAGGAAAAAUCCCAAGCUUAUUUGCUGUUGAAGAUUUUUGUACUGUAGGCAAACUUUUUGUUGUGUCUCUCAGAGUUUGGUACGGAAUUCUAUUGUAAAUGCAGCAUUCAUGACAACUAAAAGGUCUGGAUUCCUCAAGGCAUCACCAGGAAUUUUUUGGGGGCGGUUCUGCCAGCUCCCUGCAGCUUGAGGGAGAAGUGAACUUGGACAUCUCUUCCUCGUGCUGGUGCUGAUCAGCCAGUCAGUGCCACCAGCAGCAAAACGACGAAGUUUCUCCAAGUUCCCUUUUACACCAACACUGCAGGAGGACUUUCAGCAGUGCCCCAAAGAUGCCUUGGGCUAAAAUCCUCAAAAUUAAAUACCCGAGAUAUCUGAUAGUUGGAAAUUACAAAUUCUCACUUGAACAUACUCUGCUUGUAUCAAUUUUUAUUUUUGAAGCCUAUUUUAAUUAGGCAACUUCAGUUUGUACCGCGUGUUGUAUAUUCAACUUUUGUACCAUUUCUAAGGCUUUCACAUUUUAUAUCUGGAAAGGAAAACCACACAUCUGCUCUGCAGAGAUCAGACCCUGUCUCUUGCUGUUUCCUGACCCCAUCUUCCUUUCUUUGCUCUUUGAGUGUUGUGUUCUAUUUAUUCCAGGCUCAUUUUUAAAGUUGUGGUUUGUACAGCGCAAAUGAAAUUUCACAUCAAAAAAUGUCAUGCAUGGGACAAAGUGGGGUGGAAAUACCAUUCCCAAAUGGAAAACGGAUUUCAGAUGGAACUAAAGUGCAUAUUGUUCUUUUUGCUAGUAAUUGAAAAGUAUUUCUGGCUCACUUGAGCUUCUCUUAUUGAUAUGUUCAAAUAUCCUGUGUUUGUCCUUGAGUUUACGUUUCAUCGACUUGUUUUCUGGAAAGCAAGGAAAGUUUUAAGCUUGGAAAGACCUUGGCUGAUGCAUUUUUAAGUUUUGUAUUAAACUCAACAAGGGUGAGAGCUGGAUUAUCCUGAAGAUGCUGAAAACUUAAAAAUAAGUCACCAAAAAAAUGUUGCUACAACAAUUCGCGCCCACAGAGCCUUGAGUAGCUUUUCAGUUUCGCUUUAUAAAGCCUAACGGACUAAGAUGCACAUUUGUCUGAAAUCUUUAUAAAUUAUAGGAUCAUGGAACAGUUUGCUUGGAAGGGAUUUUAUAGAUCAGCUGAUUGCACCCCUGCCAAGGCAGGGACACCUUCCACUGUCCCAGGCUGCUCCAAGCCCCAUCCAGCCUGGCCUUGGACCCUUCCAGGGAUCCAGGAGCAGCCACAGCUGCUCUGGGCACCCUGUGCCAGGGCCUGCCCACCCUCACAGGAUUCCUUCCCAAUAUCCUGUCUAACCCUGCCCUAAGGCUGGAAAAUAAACGAAAUCAAGAAUUCUAAUUUGAGCACGGUUUUAUUCUAAGAACUGUUCAAACAACGGCGACGCAGUUCCGAAGGAAAAGGGCUCACCAGAUUCCCCUCGCUGGAGGAGAAAUACCUCACAUAACCAUGCCUGAAGUACUCCUCCACGGGGGGAAACAGAGGGAAAGGAGUGGGCAGGAUAAUCUGGAUCUCCCCUUGCUUUGGUUUUGUCCUCUGUGUGCCUGCAGGAGCCGUCCAUCCGCUGUGCGGGAUGGAGGCCCCCGGCCUGAGGCACUGCGUAGAGUUAGCCCUGUCUAGUUUGUAAAGUGUGUAACGUGUACUGCAGAUGUGUAUUCUCUGGGCUCUAUGUAUCUUUACAGUAGUGUUCCAUUUAGGAGAAAAAAAAAGAGAAAAACAACAACAAAAAAAAAAGAUAAAUAAAUGGUGGACACGUUUUGCUGGUAACAAGGGGAAAUUUUUUUUUUUUUUUUUUUUGCCAUUGCAUCAAAUGAUGCUGAACUGUAUUAAACUCUUGAUAGCAGACCUGAACCCUCCUCCUCCCCCCAGCCCGUGGAGAGAAGUCUUUUAUCUUCGUGCUGAAGUUCUGUCGGAGAUGGAUGGAUACACUGGCAGACUGCAUGAUGUAUCAUUCGAAAUCCGUUACAGUGGAAAAUAAAACUGAACUGAA
This is a messenger RNA of Passer domesticus (house sparrow), 6946 nucleotides long. RefSeq names its product kinesin family member 5C (gene KIF5C). Gene Ontology annotation, molecular function: microtubule motor activity; ATP binding; microtubule binding. Bases 106 to 2979 code for a protein of 957 amino acids. Lineage: Eukaryota; Metazoa; Chordata; Aves; Passeriformes; Passeridae. The transcript has 26 exons. Gene Ontology annotation, cellular component: microtubule. Gene Ontology annotation, biological process: mitotic cell cycle; microtubule-based movement. The record is from RefSeq and is a predicted model, not a curated record.